GGUGCCACAGACGCCAGCGACAGGCGCGCGCAUCCUGUAGGACUGCGGCCGCCGUGACCGGCCGUCGUCGCGGCGCAGACCGAGGUGAAGAUCAGGCCCACGACACCCAUCGGAGAGGGAACGUCCACAAACCUGCACCAUGGUUUCAAGAGCGGUUUUCGUCAUUGUCUGCGCAUCGCUGUUCCUUUCUGGGUAUUGUGUGCCGUCCGAAAGACGACUGCACGAUGACCUUCUGGCCGGGUACAACAAGGCGGUGCGACCGGUUCUCAACGAGUCCGCGAGCGUCAAUGCGAAGCUGGGGAUGAGCUUCAUCGACUUCAGCCUGGACUCGAACUCGGACGUGAUGGAGUCCCUGGUGUGGAUGCGAAUGAAAUGGACUGACCAAUAUCUGCGCUGGGAUCCCUCCGAAUACGACGGCAUCAAGACCAGCAUGUUCAAUCCAGCCGUGAUCUGGACUCCAGAUAUCUGCCACUAUAAUGGCUGGGAGCGGUCGUGCCACAUAACGGACAACCCGCGAUCAAACGCCAUCGUCGAAAGCGACGGCACGGUGCUGUGGGUGCCGCCCGUGCGCCUGUCGUCGCGCUGCGACCUCGACCGGACCAACUGGCCGCGCGACACGGCCACCUGUUGCAUCAAGUUCGGCUCCUGGACUUACAACGGCCACCGGGUCAACCUGUCUAUGUUCACGUCCUAUGAGCCGGACGUGAACGAACUUCGGCCCAACAGAGAGUGGCAGGUUGUGGAAUCGAAAGGCACCAUCAAAGCCGACUUCUACGACUGCUGUCCGGAGCCGUACCAGUCAUUGAACCUCACCAUCAUCAUGCGCAGAAACGAACACCGCACGGCCGAGCUGGCUAUGCCCGUCAUCUGCGCGAGCGUGCUGAUGCUGCUGUCGUUCCUGGUGCCGCUGUCGUCGGCGCAGAAGCUGACCUUCAGCUGGGUCAGCGUGCUCUUCACCAUGCUGGGGCUGCUCAACAUGUUUGGCAAGCUGCCGACCGAUGCGCACGGCGUGGCCUCCAUUGCCACGUUCUACGUGACGUUCACGGCCCUGCUGCUGAUCUUCACCACGCUGGAGGUGGUGGUGGUGUGCCUGAGCCGGCCGCGCAGCGCCCCGCUACCGCGCGUGAUGCGCGCAUGUCUCUCCGGCCUGGUGGGCCGUCUGCUCUGUCUGGACACGCCCGUCUUCCACGACUACUCGCCCGAAGACAACGAAAUGCUGGACUCAUCCCACGACGGCGAGUUUCAAAAGCAAGCGAAAGACUCCUUCAAGAACCACGAGUGGGCGAUCCUGGCCGGAGCGAUUGACCGCCUGCUGGGGCUAGUCUUCUUGCUGAUCGUGGCCGUGGUGUUGCCGCCCAACUUGACCUGGGCCUAGUGCCGCCCGGCGUGAGCUGGCCGGCCUCCGACCGGCCCGCGCCGGCCCGCCGUCAGCGAACGCUGCCCGGCACCGCUGGAGUGGGGCAGCGUCGUGCGGUGCCAGGGGCAGCAGCCACGACCGCCCACGGCCUCGGAGUGGCCAGCAGUUUGUUUUGCAGGCGACGUGUGCCGUUGACAUCUACUUUUGCUACAAAAUGUCUCCAAUUGGCCCAGGCAGACUCCGUUCCUGCCCGCUCCCGGGUCCCAGAAGUGUAGGAAGAAAGGAAAUCAACGAUGGGAUGAAGACAACACCAUUAUAAUACUGAGCACAAGCUUCGUCAUCGCCCACCUGUGUAACAGCGGCAGUCUGGCGCGCCUGUAAAUGCGCCCCCUCCCCCUGUCGCGCGCGAGGCCCUGAAACGCCCUCAUCCAUUCAUUUAUGCACGUUUCGGGCACACUCAAGCCUUUCCCGUCCGGAUGGUGCCACAGCGGUCACGAACUCCCAGGAACAGCUGGCGGUGUGCGCCGCUCCCCGGCGCGCCGGCGUUCAGCGGUCGGACCACCGGUCAGCCGACGGCACGUGCCGCUCCGCGGCGCGGAACACCAGCCGGACCACCGGUCAGCCGGCGGCACGGAACACCGGUUGGACCAUCGGCCAGCUGGCGGCACGAGCCGCUCCCCGGCGCGCCGGUGUUCAGCGGCCGGACCACCGGUCAGCUGGCGGCACGUGCCGCUCCCCGGCGCAGAAAACCGGUCGGACCACCGGCCAGCUGGCGGCACGAGCCGCUCCGCGGCGCGAACACUGGCCGGACUCCCGGUUAACUGGCGAGUACCUGUAAUCCCAGCACGCCCGCUGCCCGCGGUCAACGCUUAUACAUGGCUUGUGACGAAGGUAUCUGCCGCACUCCGUGGUAUCAAUAUAAGGAACCGUAUGACGCG
Pollicipes pollicipes is the source of this 2295-nucleotide messenger RNA. RefSeq names its product neuronal acetylcholine receptor subunit alpha-7. Gene Ontology annotation, biological process: monoatomic ion transmembrane transport. Gene Ontology annotation, cellular component: membrane. The record is from RefSeq and is a predicted model, not a curated record. Lineage: Eukaryota; Metazoa; Arthropoda; Thecostraca; Pollicipedomorpha; Pollicipedidae. The transcript is spliced from 10 exons. The coding region runs from base 140 to 1375 and encodes 411 amino acids. Gene Ontology annotation, molecular function: extracellular ligand-gated monoatomic ion channel activity; transmembrane signaling receptor activity.